AUGUCUCUUGCGUUUGAUGAGUACGGUCGCCCCUUUCUGCUGGUGAAGGAGCAGCAGCAGAAGGAGCGUGUGAGCGGCGUUGAGGCGCAGAGGACGAAUAUCCUCGCUGCACUUGGCGUCGCUAAUGUGCUGAAGUCGAGCCUUGGCCCGCGUGGCAUGGAUAAGAUUCUGACCACUCCGGACAACGAGGUGGUUGUCACUAACGAUGGCGCCACCAUCCUAGACCUCAUGGACAUUGACAACGAAAUUGGGCAGCUCAUGGUCGAGCUGAGCAAGUCGCAGGACUCCGAGAUCGGUGACGGGACCACUGGUGUUGUGUGCCUUGCAGGAGCGCUGCUGGAGCAGGCUACGGCGCUGCUCGACAAAGGCAUCCACAGCUCUCGCAUCUCUGAGGGGUACGAGAAAGCGUGUGAGAUAGCGUGCAUGCGCCUCGAGAAAGUGGCUGAAACCAUCUCUCUGGAGAAAAGGGAGUUUCUGCUGCAGACGGCCCGGUCGACACUCAACUCGAAAGUGGUGAACCGCGAACGCGACCGUCUGGCGCAGAUCUGCGUGGAUGCGGUGCUCGCCGUGGCCGACAUAGAGCGGCGCGACGUGAACAUGGACCUCAUUAAGGUUGAGGGCAAGGUGGGGGGUCGCCUGGAGGACACUUGCCUCGUGGAUGGCAUUGUUCUUGAUAAGGACUUCUCGCAUCCGCAGAUGCCGAAGGAGCUGACAAACCCGAAGAUGGCUAUCCUGACAUGCGCCUUCGAACCACCCAAACCAAAGACAAAGCACACUCUACAGAUUAAAAGCGCCGAGCACAUGCGGGAGCUACAUGAGCAGGAGCAAGAGUACUUCCGCUCUGAGGUGCAGCGCUGCAAGGACGCUGGUGCCGACCUCGUCAUUUGUCAGUGGGGCUUUGAUGAUGAGGCCAACUACUUGCUUUAUUGCAACCAGCUGCCGGCGGUGCGCUGGGUGGGCGGCGUAGAGCUGGAGAUGAUCGCCAUCGCAACUGGUGGCCGCAUCGUUCCGCGCUUUGAAGAUCUGACGGCGGAGAAGCUCGGCACAUGCGGGCGUGUCCGCGAGGUUGGCUUUGGCACCACGAGGGACCGCAUGAUCUUUGUCGAGAACUGCCCCAAUAGCAAGGCCGUCACCGUUUUCAUCCGCGGCGGCAAUAAGAUGAUGAUUGAGGAGGCAAAGCGUGCCCUGCACGACGCCAUUUGUAUGGUACGCAACCUCAUCCGCGACAACCGCAUCGUGUAUGGCGGGGGUUCCGCGGAGCUGGCGGCGUCGUCUGCGGUGCUUGCACAUGCCGAUGCCGUGUCAACGGUGGACCAGUACGCUAUUCGCGCCUUUGCUGAUGCCCUCGAGUCCAUCCCCAUUAACCUGGCCCUCAACAGCGGUCUUGAUCCCAUCCGCGCCCUUUCUGAUGCACGCAAAGCGCAGAUGGAGGGCAAAAAUCCUUACGCCGGUAUCGACUGCAUGGACCGCGGGACGAUCGACAUGAAGCAGCAGCAGGUGUUCGAGACCUUGAGCGGCAAGUGCUCGCAGCUGCGCCUGGCGACACAGGUGGUGAAGAUGAUCCUCAAGAUUGAUGACGUCAUUGUUACGAAGCCGAAUGAGGAGCAGCCGCACUAA
Leishmania braziliensis MHOM/BR/75/M2904 is the source of this 1617-nucleotide messenger RNA. Its product is annotated as putative chaperonin containing t-complex protein. NCBI's taxonomy places the organism in Eukaryota, Euglenozoa, Kinetoplastea, Trypanosomatida, Trypanosomatidae. The record is from RefSeq and is a predicted model, not a curated record. The transcript has a single exon. Gene Ontology annotation, biological process: protein folding. Bases 1 to 1617 code for a protein of 538 amino acids. Gene Ontology annotation, molecular function: ATP hydrolysis activity; ATP-dependent protein folding chaperone; ATP binding. Gene Ontology annotation, cellular component: chaperonin-containing T-complex.